AUGGUAGAUAGCAAGCAGAGUGAUUCUCUGCCAGACAUGCAGAAGCAGAAUAAUCAACCUGAAAGUUUGGAGAGUAUUCCUUCUUUUAAUGACUACUCUCGGCCUCAACAUGCAAGAAUUGCACAGGAUGCUUUGGAUGUGGGCGUACAUAUUGAACUGCAUGUUGAAGAGACGAAAGAAAUUCUGCAGAAAGCAGUAGAGCAAAGUUCAACAAUAUUUCACGGUGAGGGCAAGUUACCUGUUGACCAAAUGAGUGAUGAGAUGCACAAAUCAACUCCUCCGCUGACCUCCCAUCCUAAAGAUGCCUACUCUGAUGAGAGGGAACAAAGAGGAGAAGAAAAUUCUGCUUCUCCUCUUAAUCAAGCAUUGUCAUGUGAACAUUCAGAGUCACAUAUUUAUACAGAAAAUAUAACAACAAAGUUUGAUAAUCAUGAAGUCUCUACUUCGGGGAGUUCAGCAUAUCCUUCAUCUCAGCCAAUUGUCAAUGAUGAGAAUGCUGACCUUUCAACCUCCUAUCAAGCCAACAUCUCAGAUGCAUCUAUAAGUACUUCCUGUGUAGGUGAUAAGCUACCUGAUGAUGCUUCUCCUCAGGAUCUAAACAACUUCUUCCUAGAAAGUAGAACAAUAGGGGAAGAUCAAAGUACAUUUUUAUCUGAACUGCAUGGCAUGGAGGGUUCAUUGCCACAAGACCUGAAUUGCUCCCUGCCACAGGGAUUUGCAUCUGAUCCAAAUGACUCUCAGUUGUCUUCCCCUAUUGAAGAAGUCCUGGAUGAUUUUGCUCUGGGCCUUGAUUCUGAGGAUGCUGGUGUGGAGAAAACUGCAUAUAAUCCAUCCUUAUGGACUCCUGUAGAAAUAGAGACUGCUUCAGGCAAUGCAGACUGCAUGUUUGUGGAGCAUCCUCUAAAGCUCAAAAGCACGUAUGCACAAGUUGAGGACAGUUCUGGAACAAGAGACCCAAACGGAGAACCCUUGGUGACCAGCUACAACAGGUGUUUUUUGGGAACCGUUGAUUAUAUAUGGUGUUCGGAAGAUCUCCAGACUGUCAAGGUGCUUGCCCCAAUUCCGAAACAUGCUGUGCAACGGACACCAGGAUUCCCAACAAAGAAAUGGGGAAGUGAUCACAUUGCAUUGGCUUCGGAAUUGGCAUUCACAAAAGAUGCAAGCAACAAUAACAUAGAAGUUCAGUAA
Messenger RNA from Dovyalis caffra, 1188 nucleotides. The record is from the annotation of a GenBank genome assembly. Lineage: Eukaryota; Viridiplantae; Streptophyta; Magnoliopsida; Malpighiales; Salicaceae.